UCUCCUUGAACGAUGACUACACCUGCCGCGUCCAGCUCAGGGCCUGCAGUCAACAGGCAUGCUAUGACCGCCAUCGAAAAGCAGCGUAUGCAGCUGGACAAGCUACUCAAAGAUCCCACAAAGGCCGCAUAUGUUCCUCCGCCUCCGAAGGAAAAAACAAUUCGUCCAGCCCGAGAAAUGAUGAAGAACGUGCAGGGGUCCAGCGCCGGAGCAGGAAGUGGAGAGUUCCACGUCUACAAGGCCAGUAGGCGGCGGGAAUAUGAAAGACUAAAGCUCCUUGAAGAAACCGUGCAGAAAGAAACAGAUGAAGCAAAUUUUGAGAGACGACGACGAGAGGCUGAGGCGGUAACGGCGGCUAAGACUGCUAAAAACCGUGCGAAGCGGCAGAAAAAGAAGGAGAGGUCAAAGACGCAUGGGGCUCCAAGGACGGAAUCACCGGGAAAAGGUGGGGACGACGUUGCCAACGACGUGCCCAUAAAGAAGCGGCGGCUCGUCAAUGGGAAGGAACUGGUAUUUCGGAAGCCAGGCAAAGACAGCGACGAAGACAGCGAUGAUACUGGGCCCGUCCCAGAGCGAGAGCCCCAGGACGUCUCACAGGAUGUCCCUUUAAGUUUGCCACAGGUACUAGACGGCCCCAAGAUCACGAUACAUGAAGAUGACUGAUUCUGUACGUCGCCUUUGACGGAUUGCAUCCAGCUCGCCGUUAUCGACUAUUGUAUGUUAUGUUAUGGUUGAAACAUCUCGUGCCAAAUUUUAAGAAUGUCAUUGUCAACAACAAACUAUCUAGAGAAUGUGAAAUGGAUUAUUGAAAAUGGCAUUGGACGCGGAUAGGAUGUAG
Molecule: messenger RNA, 838 nt
Organism: Guyanagaster necrorhizus
Lineage: Eukaryota; Fungi; Basidiomycota; Agaricomycetes; Agaricales; Physalacriaceae
Exons: 2
Coding region: 13-663 (216 amino acids)
Biological process (GO): negative regulation of protein kinase activity
Cellular component (GO): nucleolus
Molecular function (GO): protein kinase binding; protein kinase inhibitor activity; double-stranded RNA binding
Source: RefSeq, a predicted model, not a curated record